UCAGUAAAAUGCGAUGUGUUAAUACUCAGUUGUUUUUCUUCUAUCUUCAUUAAGUGUCAGUGUGUUAUUUCUUCAGAGAAUAUUCUGAGUAUAUAUAACGUUAUAAACUACGUGGUGGUGUUGUCUUUUCUACACAUAGGCAGGCUCCACGAAGAGCCCGCAAGCUCGGGAGGUUGACCUUGGCGUCGCACGGCCGCAGGUAUAUAAGCAGCACCGUCCGCCACGGCCUGUCGGAGACACCGCGUCGCCCCGCCAGCCGACUGCCGGAGCCACGAGCGAUGCGCGCGCCCGCAGGGAUGUCCGUGCUGGUGCUGGUGGUGUUGGCAGCCAUGGCCGGCACGCAGGGACAGCUGCGGUGGUUACAGCUGGAGACGCUGCAGGAGGGGCUGUCCUGGCUGCUCGGCAGCCCCGGGUCCCCGGACAUGCUGCGCAGGAGCAGGCACGGCGCCAGCUUCUGGGUCGCCGGCACAGAGAAAUUUCAGGACAGAAUUGCCGACGACGUUCCUUUCCCGUGUCCGACGGAAGGGCACAGAUCGCCAGAAGCGCCUUCGAGCGUCCACCGCCUCCGCCCGGGAGACAUAGACGUGGUGGCCGCCAUGGGAGACAGCCUCACCGCCGGGAACGGCAUCGCGGGGGGCAAUGUGAUGCAAGUGCUGAUCGAGAACAAGGGGAUGUCGUGGUCAAUAGGGGGACAGGCCACCUGGAGGGAGUUUCUGACCCUGCCCAACAUCCUCAAAGAGUACAAUCCACGUCUGAUUGGCUAUUGCGACCACGACACCUGGAGCCAGAGGAAGGAUUCGCAGUUCAACGUGGCUGAGGCGAUGGCCACGAGUGCGGACAUGCCUCGACAGGCUAGACUGCUGGUCGAAAGGAUUGUGGCUGACCCCAGUGUGGAUAUGCUAAGACACUGGAAGAUGGUGACAAUAUUCAUAGGUGCCAACGAUUUCUGUCUUGGCAUGUGUUACAGAAAUGUAACUGCAAUACCUCGUAACUGCAAAAGUGCAUUGAUGAAAGCACUAGAUUACUUACAAGCUAAUUUGCCUCGCACUUUUGUCUCUCUGGUUGCUACUAAAAACAUGGAGAUAGCAACGAGAGUGAAGGGCCGACCACUCGUCUGCAAGAUAAUGGGUCAGAUCAUGUGCCCUUGUCUGGUUGGCUACGGCUUCAGUGACCGACAGCAAGAGUUCAAGAACAUCAUGGACCAGGUGCAGCGGGCAGGAUUUGAACUGGUUGACUCUGGUCGCUACAACAAGAAGAAAGACUUCACCGUGGUCAUGCAGCCAUUCACAGUCGACUCUCAGUUCAUUGAGAAGGAGACUCCGCAUGGGACGGUGACGGACUUCUCGUACUUUGCGGCCGACUGUUUCCACUUCAGCCAGAAGUCGCAUGCAAAAAGUGCUAACAGCUUGUGGAACAACCUGCUGGAGCCGGUCGGCAAGAAAACGACGGCCUGGGAUAAACCUUUCAGGACCUUCAAGUGUCCAACACCGGAGCAGCCGUACUUCUACACCAGCGAGAACAGCGGGGCACAAAACAGUGGCGCUGACACCAACACUACAGAAAAAUAAAUUUAAACUAAAGUUA
This is a messenger RNA of Bacillus rossius redtenbacheri, 1584 nucleotides long. Its product is annotated as phospholipase B1, membrane-associated-like. Gene Ontology annotation, molecular function: glycerophospholipase activity. The transcript has 9 exons. Bases 279 to 1568 code for a protein of 429 amino acids. Lineage: Eukaryota; Metazoa; Arthropoda; Insecta; Phasmatodea; Bacillidae. The record is from RefSeq and is a predicted model, not a curated record. Gene Ontology annotation, biological process: phospholipid metabolic process.